Macrosteles quadrilineatus (aster leafhopper) is the source of this 1856-nucleotide messenger RNA. RefSeq lists its product as uncharacterized. The transcript is spliced from 3 exons. Gene Ontology annotation, biological process: regulation of transcription by RNA polymerase II. NCBI's taxonomy places the organism in Eukaryota, Metazoa, Arthropoda, Insecta, Hemiptera, Cicadellidae. Gene Ontology annotation, cellular component: nucleus; transcription regulator complex. The coding region runs from base 182 to 1438 and encodes 418 amino acids. The record is from RefSeq and is a predicted model, not a curated record.
AGUAUUACCACACAAACAGAAUGAGAGAAGCUAGUUUCAAGGAGAUGUGUCGCAACACUCGCAACUGAGCCGUGAUCCGAUGCCUCGCCGGGCCGUCCUGCGAGCAUGCGCGUCACUUCAUCCGUCGCCCGUCACCGUGUACAACACAGUGUGAGUGUACACUACAAUACACUGCACGGACAUGUCCGACACGGAGGCGGUGUCCGUCACCAGGCUCAUCACACUGGUCAAGGAACGUCCGGUGCUGUGGGACCGCCAGGAAGAAGUUUACAAGAACCGGAAGUUGACUAGGAAGGCCUGGGCGGAAAUUUGCGAAGCUCUCAUCGACAACUACCACGACCUCGGAGAACCGGAGAGAAUAGCGAUUGGAAGGAGUAUCAUCGGGAAAUGGGCCAAUUUGAGGGACAAUUGGCUCCGAUAUUGGCGGAAGAGGCAAGAGCUGCUUCGAGUAGGCUCCUCUACAAAAUCCCUAAAGAAGUACAUUCACCACGACCAGUUGUUGUUCCUUUCCAAAGUAUAUGACCCAGAAGGCCAGCAAGAAGUUGAGGAGAUUCAAGUGGAUGUGGAUGUAAUUUCUGAUCAAGAGUUUGAGUCGCCGGUGGAAUUUGAUGAGACUUCCCAAACCUCUUGGGCUAACCUUCAACAUACACAGUUUCCGUCUUUUUCCACUCAACACGACCAAUCCGAGCGCCACCUGUACUUCUUUCAUAGUAUUUUGCCAAUGAUUUGUGAUUUUGAUGAUGAUCAAGUCCUUGAAUUUCACACAGGUGUUCUUGAAUGGGUCAAAAGAGUUAAACGAAGAGAGCUGAGUAACUUGCAGGACUGCAGUUUUAUUAAUCACGCAGCACAGGAGUCCAAGAUCAGCACAAGCUUCAAGUGUGAAGCGUCAACUCAAAGUAUUUGCUUCUGUAACUCCAGUCACCAAUUAUGCAAAAAAGAACCAAAGAGUGAUUUGUCUUUACCUAAUACUAAAAGUCCAAGCCCAGAAUCAACAAGCACCUUAAGCUUAUCAGAAGCAUCCAGAGACUUCUCAGCUAGUGAGGUGACACAAACAAUAUCAUGUGAUAGAUCAGAGUUUAUGAGUUUAAAAGAAACCAUUAAGAAUUUAGAGAACAUAACAAACUCCUUAGAGACCAAAUUGUGCGCUAAGCAGACUGGUUCAGGACAUUUUGAAACGUUGCUGGCUCAACUAUCCCCAAAAAAAAUCCAGUCCCUAAAGAGGAAAUUUGUAAAAGAAGUGGUUAAAGAAGGUUACAAAAACAUGAAGGUAGAGUCUACGAGGCAUAUUAAUGGCGAUGGAACAGACGAGUUGAAUCCUGAGUCGUCUAAAAACACAGAAAGAUCUGACAAGUAUAAUAAUAAUGUUGAACUUAGUCCUCUUGAAGAACCAUCUAUUCUAAGGACAUCAUUACAAAAGUUACCAUUGGUUCAUAGCUAAUGUUACCAUUCCUUAUUCCUAGUUAGUAUAAUAGGCUAAAUAUUUAAUCUCUCUACUCUCAGCAUAAUAUUAAGAAUCUCUAGUACUGUACUAAUAAGUUAGCGCUUCAAAAACUCUUCAAUUAAAACGUAUAUGUAUAAAUUGAAGCACAAUCAAAUCAUAAUUAUAUUUUCAUCAAAUAUAUUCAUGACUAACUGAAUCUGACCAAAACUUUUGAAACAAAAUACUGUGUAAACUAUUAAUUUUCUAACUAUUCCCUUGGCUGCAACAAUGUGUAACUGCUUUUGCUGGGAAAUCUUUUCAAUUGUUUACAACACUGAUAAAUUUAUAAAACUACAAGUAUGAGAUUAGUGUUAACCUUACCCAGUGUAUAAAUGAUUGUGUAUAUUUUUGUUACAAUAAACCAACAACUUUAUUA